This is a messenger RNA of Daucus carota subsp. sativus, 670 nucleotides long. Its product is annotated as heavy metal-associated isoprenylated plant protein 21. The coding region runs from base 89 to 529 and encodes 146 amino acids. The transcript is spliced from 3 exons. Gene Ontology annotation, molecular function: metal ion binding. The record is from RefSeq and is a predicted model, not a curated record. Lineage: Eukaryota; Viridiplantae; Streptophyta; Magnoliopsida; Apiales; Apiaceae.
CACAAGUGUUCCAGGUGUAUUCAUAUACUACUUGCAAUUUUACAAACAUAUAUCCUUUCUUGCUGUAACUUUCUUUCGAAAUUAAAGAAUGGGCGCUCUUGACUAUCUCUCCAACUUCUGUACUGUCACCAGCACCAGAGGCAAACGGAAGGCAAUGCAGACAGUUGAGAUCAAGGUGAAAAUGGACUGUGAUGGCUGCGAAAGAAGAGUUAAGAACGCUGUCAAAACCAUGAAAGGGGUAAAAAAUCUGGAUGUCAACCGGAAGCAGAGCCGAGUGACAGUGAGCGGAUACGUUGAUCCGAACAAAGUGUUGAAGAGAGUAAAGAGCACAGGGAAGAGAGCAGAGUUCUGGCCAUAUAUACCAUACAACUUAGUAUCAUAUCCCUAUGUUGCUGGAGCUUAUGACAAGAGGGCUCCUGCUGGCUUUGUCAGAAACGUGACUCAGGCUGUUCCUCCUUCGAAUGCUACAGACGAGAAGAUUACUCAUAUGUUUAGUGAUGAUAACCCUAAUGCUUGUUCCAUUAUGUGAUGACUUGAGCUUUACCAGUAUGCUUAUUGUAAUUAAGUAAUUAAACAUGCAUCCUCUGAUAUUUUCCCUUAUAUUCAGUUUUUUUCAUGUCAAGUGAAGUGACACGGUUUCAGGGGAAUGAAACUUAAGUAUUCAAGACUA